AUGACAUGAUCUCCAACGCUGCGGCCGUUGCUACAAGAGAAACUGGUGUGUUCAGGGUUUGAUGUCAAGGGUUUCAGUAUUGCUAGGAAAGGAAUCCAAUGCUACCUGGUGCACAACUGAGUCCCGAAACGAUUUUCUUCAUCGUCUUCUUUUUCUUCUUUUUUAUUGGAAAAGCAGCUGAGAGACAGGAGUUAAACCAGGGGUGCCAAAGGACAAGACGACUGGGGUACAUCUCUGAGAUGCCACAUUUCCUCACAUGUAUUUCCAGAGGUUCUGUCAAGUGGUUUUCCUGCUGGCUCUGCGUGGUGCUGCCAGGAUGGGUUACAAUCUUAACACCAACAGCAAAGUGUUCCUGUUCAGUCCCGGCUGGUUCUGGGGGAAGCUGCAAAGGGUCCCCAGCCCCCCGUCCAGGACCAGCCUGCUGAUCUCCCGCUGCUGUGUGUACUUGCUGACCGCCACUCUCUACACCCUCGCUGCCAUGCUCUCAGAGUUCCUCAAACGCCUCUUCAUCACACAGUACCGAUACACCUACCCAGCGCCCCUCGUCCUUGCACAGGUGCUGUUGACUCUGCUGGUCCUGCAGACCCUCCGGUGCCUGGGCUGUGUCCCGUUACGUUCCUACUCCCUACGGCUGGGAGAGCUGCUCCUGGUGCCCUCGCUCUGCUCCAGCUUCCACACUGUGCUGGGACUAUGGGCCGUUGGCAGUGCCCCCUCCGGCCUCUUCGACCUUACCCAGCGCCUCGUGCCCAUCGCCUGCCUGGCCUGGAUGCGUGGCCUCGGCACGCAGCACCCACCCUCUCUCAGAGCGAGCCUCCUUGUCACUGCCAUCAGCCUCAGUUCGAUCCUCCCAGGUAUCCAGAGCACCCACUCGGAGGACUCUCUGGUCUACCUGUACGCUCCUCUGAGCCUGUUCCUGGAGAGCCUGUACCUGUGCUGGCUGCAGAAGGUCUGGGAGCGGCUUCCAUCUGGGAUUGGGAACGUUUCCAUGCUGGAUAUCCACUACACAGUCACAGUCAACAGCAGUCUGGUGCUGGGCUUCUUCUGCCUGCUCCAGCUGGACUCCCCCCAGGCUCUGAUCCAGGGCAGCUGGCACAGCCUCCUCUUCCUAGGCUACUUCGCUGGGUUGCUGGCCCUGGGCUCCAUCAUGAGGCUCCUGCUCUGUGUGAUGGUUCUCCGCAGCUCAGCAGUGACUGCUGCUGUUAUGGAAGUGGUCAAAGAGAACUUGGUGACCCUCAAGAGUCUGGUCCAGUGCAGCCUGGGGUCCACCUCCUCGCCAGUACUGACUAGCUUCUUCAUCAGCACCAGUGGCUUACUAGUUUACUGUUACCACUUGGUGCUGAAGCAAGCACACCUUGUUUAACCAUCACUACCUCUAGUCGUCUCUACUGAAGAUUUACAACACCUCAAUGCUUAAAGAUCCACCUACAGCACGGCCAUCAGUGUCAGAAAUAAAUCUAUUUACUUUUCUGAAUGUCAGUUACUGUUAAAAUGGUUGCAGCUGCUGUACAAACACAUACCAUUAUUAUUCUGCACAAAACCUGCAGCUGGAAAGAGUUAAGCCAGUGAUAUACAUUUUUUUGACACAUGCUUUUAGAGUUUGAAGUUUUCGGUUUUCAGUGAUACUAACCAAAAAAACACCCCCAAAGACCUAUUUAGAAAAUUCAGUUAUUUUGUUUUGGCAAUAUAUUUAAAAUCAUGCACCACUCUCUUCCUACAUAAAUGAAAUUGCAUUUCAGGCAGGCAGUGUGCAAAGACACUACUACUGAACAUUCAUCAAUUUUGUGGAACUAUGUCAUACACUAGGAACAUCAAUGCAUCAUUUGCUUAUCAAUGGGCUUAAUUACCACAAACCCACACAAACCAGCAACAUGGCAUUGCCAGUUAACUUUUUAUGGUGUUAUAGUUUUAUUCAGUGAUGAAUCAAAACAAGUUAUCGUAUAUAUAAAACUGCUGUUGUUAGGCUACUACUAACGCAUAUUAAAAUUUCUUGCGCACGACUGCCUAAUUAUUAUUAUGGUUAACAUUAUUAUUAUAGCUACAGUACAUAAAU
Polyodon spathula (Mississippi paddlefish) is the source of this 2050-nucleotide messenger RNA. RefSeq lists its product as uncharacterized. The transcript has 5 exons. The coding region runs from base 257 to 1360 and encodes 367 amino acids. NCBI's taxonomy places the organism in Eukaryota, Metazoa, Chordata, Actinopteri, Acipenseriformes, Polyodontidae. The record is from RefSeq and is a predicted model, not a curated record.